This is a messenger RNA of Tinamus guttatus (white-throated tinamou), 1241 nucleotides long. It is a transcript of the gene MAML3, whose product is annotated as mastermind like transcriptional coactivator 3. Lineage: Eukaryota; Metazoa; Chordata; Aves; Tinamiformes; Tinamidae. Gene Ontology annotation, molecular function: transcription coactivator activity. Gene Ontology annotation, biological process: positive regulation of transcription of Notch receptor target. Gene Ontology annotation, cellular component: nucleoplasm. The record is from RefSeq and is a predicted model, not a curated record.
GCAAGCAGCCCUCAUGAAGCAGAUGCUGAUUGAGCAGAGGGCCCAGCUGCACGCGAUGGAGCAGCAGAAGCAGCAGUUUCUACGGGAGCAAAGGCAGCAGCAGCAGCAGAUCCUGGCGGAGCAGCAGUUGCAGCAGCAGUCGCAUUUGCCUCGGCAGCACCUCCAGCAGCAGCGGAACCCAUAUCCAGUGCAACAGGUCAAUCAGUUUCAAGGUUCUCCACAGGAUAUGGCAGCGGUGCGGAACCAGGCCGCUCUGCAGAGCAUGAGGACGUCGCGAAUGAUGGCUCAGAACACGGGCAUGAUGGCCCUGGGGCCCUCCCAGAACCCAAGCACGCUGCCCACAACAGCGGGCCAGUCGGACAUGGGCAUGACCCCCUACACCAACGCCUCCUCCAGCCAGCCGGGAAUGUACAGCAUGAGCACAGGCAUGAGCCAAAUGUUGCAGCACGCAAACCAAAGUGGUAUGAACAUGGCACAUGGCGCAGGCCAGGGAGCGAGGCAGCCUGCCUCUGCACAAGCGGUGGGAAUGGUCAACAACUUUGGUCAGAACGUGCUGGUAAACUCUGCUCUUCCUCAACAUCAACAGCAGAUGAAAGGACCUGUGGGCCAGGUCUUACCCAGGCCACAAGCACCACGGCUUCAAAACCUGAUGGGGACUGUCCCUCAGGGAACACAAAACUGGCCGCAGCGAGGCUUGCAAGGCCUUCCCGGAAGGACUAGCAGUGAAAUGGGGCCUUUCAAUAACGGUACCACGUACCCAAUGCAGCCUGGGCAGCCAAGGCUGUCCAAGCAACAUUUUCCACAGGGACUUAAUCAGACAGUGGUGGACGCUAGCGGGACAGUAAGAGCCCUGAACCCAGCAAUGGGGAGACAACUGCUGCAACCACUACCUGGGCAACAAGGAAGCAGCCAGGCCAGGCCGAUGGUUAUGCCUGCAGUAGGCCAGGGGGUCCCUGCUAUGCCUGGAUUUAGUCAGCCUCCUACACAGCAGGUGCCAGGCGGCAGCUUUGCUCAGAGCAGCCAAGCCCAGGCCUACGAGAGGAAUCCCACUCAGGACUUAUCGUACAAUUACAGUAGUGAAGGAGCAGGGGGGUCAUUCUCCAGUUUAGGAGAGGGCACGGACCUUGUGGACUCCAUCAUUAAGAGCGGACCAGGGGAUGAGUGGAUACAAGAAUUGGAUGAGUUGUUUGGAAACCCCCAAUGAACAGGCUUGUAUAGUCUGGAGCUUUGGUUGUUACUUU